AUGAAGGGUGUUCAAUAUGACAAAUAUUAUAAGCCGCAGGAACAACAGUGGAACCGAAUGGUCAUCGACACAUUAAAGACUACCCAAGCUCGAUAUAUGCUACAACCUGCAAAGAACUGUGAAAAUGAUUAG
This is a messenger RNA of Funneliformis geosporum, 132 nucleotides long. NCBI's taxonomy places the organism in Eukaryota, Fungi, Glomeromycota, Glomeromycetes, Glomerales, Glomeraceae. The record is from the annotation of a GenBank genome assembly.